AUGAGGAGGGAUUCGAUGAAGAGGGCUUCAAUCACAUGGUGUCCCAGGUGGAGGCUCCUUAAUGGAAAGGAGAAAGGUGGCUCAAGGCAGGGCGAUGAGACGGCAGUAGCGAGCGGUGUUGGUUUAGGCAGUACCGAAGCCGGUUGGGACCGCUGUGACCCCAAGGAAUUUGGAUCUAGUGAGGUCAGCGAGGAGAGUCAUGCCUAG
This is a messenger RNA of Ilex paraguariensis (yerba mate), 207 nucleotides long. Lineage: Eukaryota; Viridiplantae; Streptophyta; Magnoliopsida; Aquifoliales; Aquifoliaceae. The record is from the annotation of a GenBank genome assembly.